UGCACGGCCUUUGUGUCGGGGGAUGUCAACGCGUCGGCGAAAGCUCCCGCCAAUAGAAAAAGUCGUUGGUGUAUGCAAAUGAAGGUCCUAUGACGCAGAGACGCAGCGUGAAGCGUGGGUAUAAAAACGGAGAUUCCGGGGGGGUUUGGAGCAGAGCGGUUUGGUCGUUCGUUGGAGCAACUUCUUUGUUUUGGUUGGUGACUGCGGCUCUUCGUUGGGCAGUGGGAGCGGUGCGGCGGUGGGAGAGGCGGCCUAGGGCUUCAGCGUUAGGUGAAAGAAAAUGGCCCGAACCAAGCAGACUGCUCGUAAAUCCACGGGUGGGAAAGCGCCCCGCAAACAGCUGGCCACUAAGGCUGCCAGGAAAAGCGCUCCCUCUACCGGCGGGGUGAAAAAACCUCAUCGCUACAGGCCCGGGACCGUUGCGCUUCGAGAAAUCCGUCGUUACCAGAAAUCGACCGAGCUUCUGAUCCGGAAGCUGCCUUUCCAGAGGUUGGUGAGGGAGAUCGCCCAGGAUUUCAAAACCGACCUGAGGUUCCAGAGUGCUGCCAUCGGCGCUCUUCAGGAGGCUAGUGAAGCGUACCUGGUGGGUUUAUUUGAAGAUACUAAUCUGUGUGCCAUCCACGCUAAGAGAGUCACCAUCAUGCCCAAAGAUAUCCAGUUGGCUCGCCGGAUACGGGGGGAGAGAGCUUAAGUGAAGGCAGUUUUUAUGGUGUUUUGUAGUAAAUUCUGUAAAAUACUUUGGUUUAAUUUGUGACUUUUUUUGUAAGAAAUUGUUUAUAAUAUGUUGCAUUUGUACUUAAGUCAUUCCAUCUUUCACUCAGGAUGAAUGCGAAAAGUGACUGUUCACAGACCUCAGUGAUGUGAGCACUGUUGCUCAGGAGUGACAAGUUGCUAAUAUGCAGAAGGGAUGGGUGAUAUUUCUUGCUUCUCAUGAUGCAUGUUUCUGUAUGUUAAUGACUUGUUGGGUAGCUAUUAAGGUACUAGAAUCGAUAAAUGUGUACAGGGUCCUUUUGCAAUAAAACUGGUUAUGACUUGAUCCAAGUGUUUAACAAUUGGGGCUGUUAAGUCUGACCAUGCAUCACUGUGAUAGAAUGUGGGCUUUUUCAAGGGUGAAGAUACAAGUCUUAACCACAGUGUAACUUACAGUUUCCUUAAAAAAAGUAAACCUGGCAGCUAUAGAAUACACUAUGUGCAUUUAUAAUAGCUAUUUUAUAUAUUGUAGUGUCAACAUUUUUAAAUUAAAUGUUUUACAUUCACAUGUGGUGGGGAGUCUUGUCAUUAAGGUGUGUGUAAUUUUAGAGUCCAGUUGGUUUUCUCCUAACUAGAGUGCACUUGUUUUCAUAGUAGUAAAAUGCUUUGCGCAUCAUACCUUGCAUAAGUCCUCAUUCUACCACAUGUUAACUAACUCUAGCUGAUAAUGCAAACACUAACGGGGAAUUUUAUUUAUAAGGGCUCUAGAAUAUAAUACAAGUUAUUCACACCAGCAUCAUCUGUUACUAAUCUGAACUAGUUAGUGCAGCUUUUCUUUGUGUUGUGGUUGGUCUCAUAACUAGGUUGAGUUUUUCUCUAAGUAGAGGAAACAAUACGGAAAUUCUUUUCCUUGUGGAGUUUGUAUUAUAAGGCUUAGAGUAAACUUGUGGUGGGGGAGGGGCACACAGCUCCAGCUUUUCGAACCUCAGCCAGUUAAGAUGGCGUCUAGUGAGGUUACAUCUGGUAUAUGGUUCUGGGGAAAUCACUUUAGAGAUGGUCUUCCAAGUGGUUUUUAAAUUUAUCCUUCUAUUGAAGUUUUUAGGUCAAUUAUGUAUGUUGACUAAAUUUACAAAUAAACUUGUUUAUCCAACUAAGUGUCAAAAACCUAAAUUGAAUGUACAAACCCACCCAUUAUCUAGGUCCUUUGUAUCUUAAAGUUUGAGUUUAGCUUUUUUAGGUUUUGCUUGGUAGAUGAACCUUUUAUUUACAAAAAUAGUCAUAGAAAGCAUGUAAAAGUCCCUCUGCUCUGAAAAAUGCCAUGAUUGCUAUUUUUUGCAGUGCGGGCUUAAGACGUAUUAAUAUGCUUCCCUUUGCCCCCAUGUUGUCAAGGUAUAAAAAUUUGUCUAUUCAAGGUAUAACAGGUCAAGGAAAGUAAAUUUCUUUAAAAUUCGAGGGCUCAAAUUUGGUAUCUGUUCCAAGAACCUUUUCUGGCAGUAUGUAGAUCUCUACGUAGCAAAUUAUUUUAACAGAAGCGCAGAGGUAGAGAAUUCAUUGGUCUAAGCCACCUUUUCAGUAUAAAAACUAGUUUUCUUGACCAAUGAUGGGCAGCAGUAAAGCUCAGUAUAUGUCAGCUGGAUGUGGGCACAAGAGCCACCAAUCAUUAGGAGGUGUUCGGUAUAUUUAAAGUUAGCUGUAGGAACACAUUUUUGCCCUAAAGGCUUUUUUAAUAAGUUAGCAUUAGUUUCAACUUUAAAGGGUUUGUGAAGAAGCUAGCUAGAGUAGCCUUGGGAGUCCUGGUUAAACAGCCUUAGGGGGGAUAUCAAAGGCGGAGUCCAAUACAAUACAAAAUACAAUGAAUGGUUUUGUAAAAGGUCCAUUAUAACCAGUGCUUGGAACAAUGACUGACUGAGAACUUAUGUUGUUACUUCCGAAGGAAGUUGAAGUCCUAGACAUUGGGAUAUGCUGUGCUCUGGAGUGUGGCAGUGUUUGAACACAAGUAGAAGCAGCUAUGAGUUAGCUUGAGUUUCUACCUGUGGUAACAAGCGGGUAACGCUUGAACUUUACGCAGUCUGUGUCUUGAUGUAGAAAGUUCUUGAAUUUUAUUGGGUGACUUGGAAUUUGCUGCUUAAAUAGUGUAACACUUCCAUACUUUACUUGAGCACACAUCACAGAAGGCAAAAAUAUUUUUUGGUUCUAGGAAGGUACCCACACAGGAGAUAAUCUGGGUAUAGGUGAUGGAACAGAGUCUGUAAGGAGAAAAGCAAAAAUUGGAGCUGAUGAAAGGUAUCCUGUGCCCUUGAUGGAUGAGACAAAAAUAAAGUUUUUGAAGUUGCAGA
Molecule: messenger RNA, 3026 nt
Organism: Pteropus alecto (black flying fox)
Lineage: Eukaryota; Metazoa; Chordata; Mammalia; Chiroptera; Pteropodidae
Product: histone H3.3
Exons: 4
Coding region: 281-691 (136 amino acids)
Cellular component (GO): nucleosome
Molecular function (GO): protein heterodimerization activity; structural constituent of chromatin; DNA binding
Source: RefSeq, a predicted model, not a curated record